This is a messenger RNA of Rhizoctonia solani, 1701 nucleotides long. RefSeq names its product gag-polypeptide of LTR copia-type. Lineage: Eukaryota; Fungi; Basidiomycota; Agaricomycetes; Cantharellales; Ceratobasidiaceae. The record is from RefSeq and is a predicted model, not a curated record. The transcript has a single exon. The coding region runs from base 1 to 1701 and encodes 566 amino acids.
AUGUUAGUCACUCGUUCAUGCAUCGUUGACCCAAAUCCGUCGCCCGACAGUCUGGAAGUCACCCCCUUAGUGACUCCCAAUAGUCCAGAUUUUCCGUCUCUCGGGUCCGCAGUCGAGCUGGUCGCUACUGAUGCACCCGCUCGUGCAGAGUACACUAAGCCAUACACAAGUAUAUUUGCACCAGUGCCAAAGCCCUUACCGCUACGCCCUUCAUUUGGGGUAGACUUGACUAGCCCUACCAGGCGUCGUGCAUCCGACGGGCGCCUUCGCGAACCUUCUGCUGGUGGGGAGGAACGCGCAAAGGCUCUGGGGACUGUUAGGAAGAUGUUGGAAGAAUUGCGCGUUUCGCCAGACCAGCAAUCUAUUCCUCCUUCACUUACGAAGAACGGUGCUUGGACUCCGAUGGAUCUCUAUAUUCCACCUUGGAAAUUAAACCGGUCGCGCGAGUCAACAUCGAAGCUUGAAGACACUUCGAACUCAUCCGCGACCAAGCAGGUCCCAAAGGUCAAUCUCAACGACGAAACUCUGGAGGAGGACGAACAGCUCGCAAUGCUCGAGGACCUCGAUAAGGAGGAGACUAAAACGACUGUAUGGGACAGCAUACAUGAAGCCGUCCGAGUUGUCGAGAAACUUGAGGGGCCCAACUGGCCGUCUUGGAGUUUCUGGAUUCAGCGUAAAGUUUGUCGGGCCAAAAAGAAUAUUUGGGGACAUAUCGACGGAUCCCGUUCUCGCGAAUCUUCGGACGAGUGGGACGCCGACGAAACUGCGAUCCACUGCGCCCUUCUUUCGUCUUUGAAUUUUGACAUUAUCUCUGACCAGGUUCGAAGCUGUACGACCGCCAAGGAAGUCUGGGAUCUUUUAGAACUGCUUUACAAGGACAAGCCUACUCCUGAGAGCCGAGCUGUGGAUUUGAUCAGGGAGAUGACCAGGAUGACUUACUUUGAGGGACAUGAUAUUCAGCACUACUUGCAUCGUUUCGAGGGGAUCGUAGAUGAACUGAACCAAGGGCCCUAUCCUAUUCCACUGGAACUAGCUAAGCAGUUUGUAUUGGGAUCGUUGCCGGGUGCACUCUUGAAGGAUAUGGGCUUGCUGCGCACCAAGGAGCACACAUCAAUCCAGGACCUUUGUCAGGAUAUAAUGAUGCUCAAGAAAGAAACCAUCUCCGAAGAUUGCUCGUCGGUAACUUCUCAACACAACGUUGGCGCUUGCCUACCCUUGGACUUGAGAUACUACAAGUAUACCGGAGACGGAGUUCUCCCCGACGGCACACUCUAUCUUCGAGCCAAGAAGACUUGUGGAGCAUGCCUAUCAUUUGGACACAAGGCGUAUGCGCCUGAUUGUCCUCAGACCGAGGCCAGAUUGGGGCUGUGGGGAUCUCAAAAGGACGCACAGAGGCCAUGGGAUCGACGCUCCGCUCAUCGGCCUGAUUGGUCUGAAACCAGCAAUAAUUCUAGGCAGGCUUUAGGAGUAUACAAUGGUCGGGUUAGCCGCCCGACGACCCCUGGUGGUGGUCGAGAUCAGGAGCGGAUGCGUGCUGUGUCUGGGGGACCGGAUCGCACGCGCACCACGUCAGCUGGAUGGAUGUCGGCUCGUAGCGGGCGCAUUUCGCCUAUAUCCAAGGUGCCGUCUGGGAGUUCGGGAGUUGUAAGCUCCAGGUCUGGCAACGGACUGUCUGCUAUUGAAUUAGAUUCUUGGCGGUGA